AUGCGGGGAGAGGGGUUCGCUCUUGCAGCCCGCGGUCCUGAUAGUAGAUUCAGGGAAUUACUAAGCGGUUCCGGGAGGCCGGGGUUUACUUCCGUUACUCAGCCACUUGCUCAACAGAUGCAAAGAAAGGUGGAUUUAUUUGAUUGGCGCGGCCGGCGACAACCUUAUUCUAAACUUCUAACCACCCAAACAAAAGGAGCUGGCAAUACAAGUGAUCUCGGUAGCAAGUCUGAGCACAAUCCCGGAGUGGUCCACUCACUGGCUGCUUCAAAGGCAUCAGGAAGUAACCCGGCAAUAGGAGGCUUAGGUGUCCACCUUACUACAGAUCAGCAUUACCAAGAAAAGCUACAUACUGAACUUCCGCUCAACACCUUUCUACUAUCUACUAUUGAUCACGAUCUGCCGAGCACGCUUCCCUUCAACGACUUAGAUAAAAUGCAGCUCCCGCAGCUUUCGUCCUGUCCGCAUAAUGAUUAUCUUAAUUCACUAACACGCACACAAGACACCACCAAGUAUGACUUCUGCAAUCCAGAGCUUUACGAUGACCCGUUUGGAGACCCUAUUCCAUCCAGCGACGCACAUCAGAUAACUCGUGUGACUCCAGCCAAGUACACAGAUAAUAUCCCCCGGAUACAGCGGAGCCUAUCGAUCAAGCAAGAUUCUGCGGGGAAUCUCCCAGGACUACACGACCCAAUGGCCAGAAGCAUGGAUUUCAACAGUUUGGCAGGCAAGACACGGCACAGACUGGGGAUCGGUGCAACGCCUAUGAGCAUUCCAUCGUCGAUUUCGCUGGUCAACUUGUUAAACACUAAGGGAGAAGCCGCAGCAAAGCAUGUCUCAUCUAAGCUAUUAAAUAAAGAGCAGAAGCACGCUGGAACUACUCCUCGUUCUACUGCUUUUAAAAACUCGUUGGCUCAAAGUCAACUCAGUAUAGAUUCUGAUAGUAGGGACUCAGAAGUCUAUCCCAUCUGUGAAACGUCUAAUCUUGUAUGUCUUAAGGGUAUAGACUCAGAUCUUUCUUCUAUCCAAGAGAAGGGAAGUCCACAGCCGCUAUCACACACUGUCACUGCUCUUACGUCAGCAGAAAAAUUGCUGUCCCCUGGUACUCCUCAUGCUUUGCACAGUGCAUCAGAUAAAAGGUCGUCUAAAGCUGCACUAGCAUCCAGUGAUGCCCUGUCCACAGCACCACCAGCAGUAGUUUCGUCGGGUGAGGUCUCUCCUAUCAACAAUUCCAAUGCUAAAAGGCUUCCAAUAGCCUUAGAAUCUUCAUACCCAGCAAACAGCGUGCCCAACCCAACAAAGCACACGUUCAAAUCUUUAAAUCCUGUGCAAACAUCUCAGUAUUCUUAUCUCCAUGGAAGAUCUAUCACCUUUAAGAACACAUACACAGCAGUUCUCUCAGUCGGGCCUCUUGAAGACAGUCGCAUGGUGAUGUUUCGAACAAAGAGGUCGCAACAGAGUCCGGUGAUACGGGGGUGUGAUACAAAGGACGAUCCAUUACUGCACCACGCCCAUGCCAACGCCCAUGUUCAUGGCGAUCCCGAUCCCGACUUAGAGACACAUCCGUUGGAGCCCCACAACUAUCCGCGGAAGGCUCCUAAAACAACGCAUGAACUGCUUGCCGGCCGUGGGACACUUUCUGUCAUUACCAAAGAAGAUGGCACUGUGCCAUUUGGACAGGAUAUACGUUCUUCAGAAAAGUUGAGAUCUGUAAGUUCAAAGGUAUCUUCAGAUACUCUACCGAUCAUAGUUCCACUGGACAAGGGCGCUUCUACCCGUAGCGCCAGCGGUGUGUCUUCUGGUACUGAUAAAGGGUUAGCUGGUAAGAAUCCUCACUUAUUAAAAAGGGUUUUGACAGGACCGCAGAAGAAGGUUGUAGCACCUACGGUAGUGCCAAAAGACACUGCCUCGAAACACCGUGAUCCAUCACAGCAAAUACUAGUCGCCGUGCAUGCCGCAGAUGUUAUUCACUCACCCCCAACACUACAGCCAACCUAG
Molecule: messenger RNA, 1998 nt
Organism: Giardia duodenalis
Lineage: Eukaryota; Fornicata; Diplomonadida; Hexamitidae
Exons: 1
Coding region: 1-1998 (665 amino acids)
Source: RefSeq, a predicted model, not a curated record